AUGGUAGAACUUUCAGGCUCCAUCAAAGAACAAGCUAAAAUAACUUUUCAAUAUCAAGAUAAACUUCCAAAAUUACCUAUACCUCCUUUAGAAGAGACACUUGAACGAUACCUUUCUACUAUUAAACCACUUCAGAGAGAAAAGGAUCAUCAACAAUCCAUUGAAGUAGUUCAACAAUUCCUUCAAAAUGAAGGUCCUCUACUUCAAGAAAAUCUUAAAAAAUAUGAAUCAGAUAAAUCAAGUUAUAUAGAAGAAUUUUGGUAUGAUUCCUACCUUAACUAUACUGAUUCUGUAGUAUUAAAUCUAAAUCCAUUUUUUGUCUUGGAAGAUGAUCCAACUCCUGAUAGAAAUGAUCAAAUUAUGAGAGCUGCUUCAUUGAUUCUUUCCUCAUUAACAUUUAUUAAUGCUUUGAGAACAGAAACCCUUAAGCCUGAUUUAUUCAGGGGCACCCCUCUUUGUAUGUCUCAGUUUCAACGGUUAUUUGGUACAGCUCGUUUGCCAACUGAAACUGGAUGUAAAAUGCACAAUGAUCCUAAUUCUCAUCAUAUCAUUGUAUUAUGUCGUGGUCAAUUCUAUUGGUUUGAUGUUUUAAAUCAAAAUAAUGAAGUUGGUAUUAAUGAAAAAGCUUUAAUUGCAAAUCUUAAAACAAUAAAACAAGAUGCUCUUGAAGUACCUACUGUGGAGAUUGCAAAACAUGCUAUUGGAAUUCUAUCUACUGAAAAUCGUCGUAGAUGGGCACACUUGAGAAAUAUUUUGGAAAAUUCUUCUGAAAACAACAGGAAGGGUUUAAAGUUACUUGAUACAGCUUUAUUUGUUGUUUGUUUGGAUGAAGGAAGUCCCUUGUCUGGUGAUGAGGUUGCUACAAAUAUGCUUUGUGGAACUUAUGAUAUCAAAGAGGGUGUACAGGUUGGUACUUGUGCCAAUCGUUGGUAUGAUAAAUUACAAAUAAUAGUAUGUGAAAAUGGUUCAGCUGGUGUUAAUUUUGAACAUACUGGUGUUGAUGGUCAUACUGUUCUACGCUUUGUUGGUACUUGUGCCAAUCGUUGGUAUGAUAAAUUACAAAUAAUAGUAUGUGAAAAUGGUUCAGCUGGUGUUAAUUUUGAACAUACUGGUGUUGAUGGUCAUACUGUUCUACGCUUUGUAUCAGACAUAUUCACUGACACAAUUUACCGUUUUGCGGAUUCUAUUGUUGGAAAUAGUUCUCGCAGCAACAAACAUCAUAAUGGUAAAACCUCUAAUAUUGACACAACACCAAAAAAACUUGAAUGGACAUUGACUUCUGAAGUUCGUACUGGAAUUAGAUUUGCUGAAACAAGAUUAAGUGAUCUUAUAUUACAAAAUGAAGUUAAAGUAUUAAAGUAUGAUGGAUAUGGAAAAAGCUUCAUUACAAGUUGUCAUAUGAGUCCUGAUGGUUUUGUUCAGAUGGCCUUUCAAGCUGCUUAUUAUGGCAUGUAUGGUUUGAUUGAGACUACAUAUGAACCUGCUAUGACUAAAGCAUUUCUUCAUGGUCGUACUGAAGCCAUUCGUUCAGUCACUACUGAUUCUGUUGACUUUGUAAAACUUUGGUGGACUGAAGCUUCUACUACUGAAAAAAUUAAGGCACUUCGAAAAGCCAUUGAUUCUCAUGUAAAAUUGACAAAAAAGUGUUCACAAGGGCUUGGUCAAGAUAGGCAUUUGUAUGCACUUGAAUGUGUUUGGCAAAGAGAAUCCAAUGCUUCUGAUGUAGGAAGUGAAAAAUUGCCUGCCAUAUUUAAAGAUAAUGGCUGGCAAGUGCUUAAUCAUACAGUGAUUAGUACAAGUAAUUGUGGUAAUCCAGCUUUAAGAUUGUUUGGAUUUGGUCCUGUAGUGGCAGAUGGAUUUGGUAUUGGAUAUAUUAUUAAAGAUGACAAAAUUGCAUUUUGUGCAGCUUCUAAGCAUAGGCAAACACGUAGAUUCCUUGAUACAUUAGAAAAUUAUCUUAAUGAUGUACAGUGUUUGCUUUUAAAUGAAAGACGUAUUCCUAAUUACAAAAAUGAAGAGAAUGUUAGUAUGCUUUCAGGUUAUGGCUAUUUUGAUGCUGGUGGAGUUGAUCAAUUAAUUGAAGAUCGAUUAAAUAAGUUAUUGGGCUUAUCUUAUUAUUGCCUUUAG
Molecule: messenger RNA, 2127 nt
Organism: Entrophospora sp. SA101
Lineage: Eukaryota; Fungi; Glomeromycota; Glomeromycetes; Entrophosporales; Entrophosporaceae
Source: the annotation of a GenBank genome assembly